This is a messenger RNA of Lathyrus oleraceus (garden pea), 2365 nucleotides long. RefSeq names its product zinc finger CCCH domain-containing protein 18. The coding region runs from base 439 to 2019 and encodes 526 amino acids. Lineage: Eukaryota; Viridiplantae; Streptophyta; Magnoliopsida; Fabales; Fabaceae. Gene Ontology annotation, molecular function: RNA binding; metal ion binding. The transcript is spliced from 7 exons. The record is from RefSeq and is a predicted model, not a curated record.
UCCGUUUGACCAAUUCCUAAGUCUUACCUCAUUGGUUUUUCCGAAUUAUGUUUAUUAUUAUUCUCAUUAAAUUUUCCAAAAAAAGAAAAAACAUUUUCAUAAAAAAAUAUUCAAAUGUGUCACUGUGACUCACACAGUAGAAGAAUGAGUAAUGUGAUCAUCGAGUAUCAAGCAAAAAAAUAAGCCCAAAAAUCAGUGAUAUUUGAACAGGUGGAAGUGUGAAAGAGUCAGAAACUGAGUGUUAAUCCUUAGAGUGUGGUUCUUGAUUACUAGCUAUAUAUAAUAGUGAGAGAGUAGAGAAAAAAAAAUCAUACUCAAUUUAUUCUAUUUACAUUUUAAGGUUGAUGAUGGAAUGUGCAAGUGUUGACAAGCUUUGUGCUUGAAGCACUUGCAUUCUGUUUCUCUUAUUCUUCUGUUUUUGAUAGUAACAAGACAGGUAUGGAAAUUUCUGAGGGUACAAGGAUUCUUUUCGAGAAAAUUCAAAGAUUUGAGCCGGAGUAUGCUCCAAGGAUCAUUCACAAUCUCCUUAUGCAAGAACAUGGUGAACAAGAGAUUGCUAAAUUAGCUUCAUUUCCAGAUCAUAUGAUCCAUGAACUUUCUGUUAAAGCAAGAAUUGGACUAGAAAUGCUGGCUACUCGAUCAGCGGCGGGGAAUCAUUCGCCAGCAAGCUUCCAGGUUCACUCUCCCUUUUACAAUAUGCAUGAUGGAAAUACUAAUUCAGAUUUUAUGCCAUUAGGUUUUAUGGAUUCCAUCACCGAACAUCAAACUCGUACCGCAUUGUUCGGUUUGGAGAAUCUUCAGUAUGUAGAUAGUGUAAAGUCUACAGCAGCUAACUUUAAUCCUUACAAUAAUGUUAAUUACUACUUAGAAUAUGUUUCUAGAGUUGCUGGUUUGAAUAGGAAAAACGGUAGAAGGUCUUCGAACACGACCGAGUUUCCAUUCAAAACAUGUUACUAUUUCAGCAAAGGUUAUUGUAGACAUGGAAAUAGUUGUAGGUUCUAUCAUAAUGGACAAACUGUUUCUGAGCUGUACGGAAACAACGCUGCUUACGACGAACAAGUGAUUUCGCUCGGAUCGCUGGCGAAACUAGAGUCGGAAAUCGUGGACCUUUUGAAACAAAGAGGAAACCCUAUUUCAAUUGCUUCACUUCCAAUGGCAUACUAUGAUAAGUACAAAAAGGCCUUACAGGCAGAAGGUUACCUCGCGGAGAGCCAGCGACAUGGUAAGUCAGGCUGCAAUUUGACGAGGCUGCUGAUUCGAUUGAGAAAUAGCAUUCGGCUAAUCGACCGGCCUCACGGGCAGCAUGAUGUGGUUUUGGCCGAAGAUGCGCCAAAAUUCAAGGGAAAGGCAGACUGUCAACAUAUCAGUGCAUCACAACAAAUUUACUUGACAUUUCCAGCUGAUAGCACUUUCUCUGAAGAUGAUGUAUCAAACUACUUUAGAACUUUUGGAUGCGUUAUAGACGUAAGGAUUCCGUGCCAGCAUGAAAGGAUGUUUGGAUUUGUGACAUUUGUUUAUCCAGAAACUGUGAAAACAAUUCUGGAGGAGGGAAAUCCUCACUAUGUUCGUGGUUCGCGAGUUCUUGUGAAACCUUACAAGGAGAGGUCAAAACUUGUUGACAGGAAGAACCAAUACCGAUUCGAGCAGCACCAUGUUCGUUAUUCACCGCAAUAUGCUGACUUCAAUGCUGAAAUCACUUCAAGUCCAAUAAGUUGUGGAAAUGCUCGGUAUCAGACAAGGCUUCGCAUUGACGAGCAAAACCGAUUCUUUGAAUUGCAGAGAAGGCGUCUUGCAAUGUUGCAAGUUGCCCAAAGAUCUUUCUCUAGUCCACCCCAUUUAGGCAUCAACAUGAACGGACCGAGAGUUUCAGAUGAUAAUCUCAAUGUCCAGCUCCAGCCCACCGAAUCUUUCAGUUAUGCAGGAAAUUUCAUAGCCAAUAACACCGAUGAGGACAGCAGGGAAGGAGUGCACCAACCAGAUAGCGCGUUUUCGUUUCGCAUAGAUACAACAAUCAUGUAGUUUAGUUUCAGAAUGGAAGGCAGGAGACUUAUAGAGUUACAAUAACUCAGUUUAGUCAAAGAAGGUUCUUUUCGCAACUCAGUUUAGACAAAGAAGGUGUUGUUGCAUGUUAUAGUUUUUAGUUAGUUAUAGAAGCAAUAGUUAUUAGUUAGUAAUAUCUUUUAGAAUAAAAUUCAUCACUGGAUGAAAGGAAAGGAACUAUGCGAUAUUUUAGGAUAUUUUAAGCUAUUCAGAAUAAAGAAAGAGAAUAUCUUAGCUAGGAAAGGCUUAUUGUCAACUGAAAAGGCAAAACCGUUUUCUAUGUAAGGGUAUACUUGAUGUUUAGUUAAUUUAAUAUAUGCAGAAU